Messenger RNA from Plasmodium gallinaceum, 1314 nucleotides. RefSeq names its product conserved Plasmodium protein, unknown function. The record is from RefSeq and is a predicted model, not a curated record. Lineage: Eukaryota; Apicomplexa; Aconoidasida; Haemosporida; Plasmodiidae. The transcript has 3 exons. Bases 1 to 1314 code for a protein of 437 amino acids.
AUGUGGAAUCUCAUUAAUUAUAAUAUUGACACUGAAACCAACAGUAAAUUUACAUUUUGGAACAUUUUUGGAUAUGAAGAAAAACAAAUUCAAAAUGAAAUAAAUGAUGAAAUCAAUAGAAAUGAAGAUAAAAAUAAUUUAAAAAUUGAAGAUAAUUUAGGAAAUGAUUUAGUUGAAAUAUGUGACAAUUCAAUCUCUGAUAAAAAAGAAAAGAAAAAAAAAAAAAAAAUUGAAAAAAUCAAGGAAAAUAGGAAUAAAUCUCCAUUUUUAAGUGAUCUGAGUUCAUAUGCUGAUUAUUGCACUAGUGAUGAAGGAAAUGAGAAUUAUAAAUUAAAUUUAAAAAAUGAUGAAAUAAUAUCUAAUGAUAAGAAUGAUGAAAAUUGUUUAAUAACAUCAAAAGAAAAAUUAAUUGAAAAAGAAGAGAAAGUAAAUAAAAGAGAAAUAGAUAUAAACGCAGAUAAUGAAGUAAAUACAAAUAAGGUAGAAAAUGUAAAUAAGGAAGACAAUACAAAUAAGGUAGAAAAUACAAAUAAUGAUGAAAAUGUAAAUAAGGAAGAAAAUACAAAUAAGGUAGAAAAUGCAGAUAAGGUAGAAAAUGCAGAUAAUGAAGAAAAUGCAAAUAAGGUAGAAAAUGAAAAUAAGGUAGAAAAUGAAAAUAAGGUAGAAAAUGAAAAUAAGGUAGAAAAUGCAGAUAAUAAAGAAAAUGAAAAUAUAAUGUCAUCUACGAACGAAUGGUUUUUUGAAAAGAUAAAAGGAAUUUUAGAUCCAUCAAUAAAUCAAGAAAGUAUAAGUGAAUUAAUAACAAACAAAUAUAAUAGCUUUAAUGAAGCAAAUGCAGGUAUAUUUGAUUUAUUAGAAAAUUUAUUAUUAAGAAGUAAUACUCAAGAAAAAAUGGAACUGAAAAAAUCACAAAAAAGCCAUUUUUUUUAUGAUCACCAUAAUUCAGUUGAUGAUUCAUUUAAUGAUCAUUAUAACUUUAUUAAUUAUUCAAUUUAUUGUAUUAAUAAAGAAUUAUCUGCCACUGUAGAAUUAGAAGCUACAAAAAUGAUGAAAAUUUAUAACAAUGCAUAUAAUAGUUUUAAAAAAGAAAUUAAUUUUAAUGAUGAUAUAUAUGUAGAUUUACUAAAUGAAGGAGAAGAAUUUUCCACAUUAAUUGUUGAUGAAAAUGAUAAAAUAAAAAAGAGAAUUUUAAAAAUUGAAUUUUUAAUUUUAAUAAAUAUUAAUAGUGAUAAUUACAAUAACAUUAUUGAAUCCCAUAAUGUUCCAACUCCAAAAUUAAAUUUAGAGGAGAUAUUUAAAAUUAACGUAAAUUAA